CACCUCUAGUGCCGGAAUGUCAAUCAAAAACAAAAAAAAAAAGCGGCGUGAGAAAGAAAACUGAAUAGAACGGGAGAAAUUGGUCAAUUUCGAUGCAUUGAACGUGAAGCACGGGCAACCGGAAACAGGAGGCAUAGGAUAACGGAAACGGGCGCCAUGGAAACGGCCAGAAUGGAGACGGCGAUGGAGACCCACUUUAUGGCCAAAAUGGGGAAGUGGAUGACCCCCGAGGAGGAGGCGCGGCAAAAGUUCAUCAUGAGGGAGCGGGAUCGAGAGCGGAAGCGGAUCAAGCGCAUGAAUCCCGAGUACCGGCAGAUGGAACGCGAGCGGGAUCGGUUUCGCAAGCUGACGCCCAGGCCCAGUCUGAUGACCCCCGAGGAGGAGGCGCGCCACAAGUUCAUCAUGCGGGAGCGGGAUCGCGAGAGGAAGCGGAUCAAGCGCCUCAAUCCCGAGUACCGGCGAAUGGAACGCGAGCGCGAUCGAUUCCGCAAGAAGUUGACCCCCGAGGAGGAGCUGCGACUGAAGAUGAUCCAGAGGGAGCGAGACCGCGAGAGAAAACGGAUCAAGCGAAUGAAUCCGGAGUACAGGAGGCUGGAACAGGAACGUGAUAGGGAUAGAAAGAAGGCGCGAAGAGCCAACGAGGCCUUCAGGCAGCUGGAAAAGCUGAGGGAUAAGAUCCGGAAGGAUCGCAAGAAGGGUUUACUGGUCACGGAUCCGACGCAGUUGCCGCCGGAAUUCGCGGCCAUGAUACCGCCAGUGCCUGUGGUAAAGCCCGAGGUGGGUGUGCCACCAACCCCGCCCCAAGGACAGCAGCCCUCGCCACUGCUGCAGCAGCAGCAGCAGUUGCAGCAACACCAGCAGGUGCAGCAGCAGCAACAGCAGCAGCAUCAGCAACCUCCGCCCACGCAUCUCCAGGAGCAGCAGCUGAGUCACCAGCUGGCGCAUCAGCGAAACCGGAUGAUGACCAGCCAACUCACUCAGUUGGCCACGCCCCCCCAUGCCACGCACCUGCAGCAGCUCAACAAGUUGCAGCAACUCUACCCGCCUCGGAGUUUCGGCCAUCCCGCAUUGCCGAUCGCUGGAGUGACGCUGAUGCCGCAGCUCUGUCAUCCCAUCCUGCAUCAGAACCUCAGUGCCAGUCUGUACCCGGGUCCACCGAAUGGCAUUAAGCAGGAGUAUGGCCAGGAUAUCUCCGCCUCGGCGAUGGCAGCCGCUCAGGCGGCGGCUUUGGCCUCACUGAGGAAUCCCCAGCAGCAGCAGGAUGACUCCGAAAUGGUCAUCAACCUCGAACCGGAGAUCGUACUCCAGACCGGGCCCGAUGUAAAUCCCGCCCAGCCACCGCCGCAGCAGCAGCACCAUUUCAGUGCCCAUCAGCAACAACAGCAGCAGCAGCAGCAACAUCAUCUCCAGCAGCAGCAGCAUUGCAACAUGUUCCAGCAUAUGGCUCCCCAAGCGCACAUGCAACACAUGCGAUCGCUGCCGCCACCGCCCCCGCCCCCUCGCUGGCCUUGCCGCCGCUGCCGCCCCCCGCCACCUGCCACACACCAGCAACAACAGCAGCAGCAACAGCAACCUGCCCCGCCACAGCAACUGCAACAUGCACCGCAGUGAGAGGUUCUCACCUGUAGUCCUAAGCUCAACUGUCUAGCCAGCUAAACGCUUCCGAAAGUUUGAGGGCACACACGCCUGGAGUUGUGAUCUAAUUAGUUAUGUGAUUUUAAAUCCCUUUUACCAAUUGUACUACGUUGCUAGAAAUGCGGGAUCACAAAUAGAUUUGUGUGAAAGCCUAGUACAAUUUUUGUAUAAUCCCAAUUAUAGCUCACUACUAAUCCCACAAGAAUUCAUUAGGGAAACAAUAUGAUAUAAAAUGAUUUAAGUUUUUAACCCAAAUUUUAAAAAUGUAUUAGUACAUUAACUAUCCAUUUAAUUCGAUUGCAAAUUUUUUAAGGCCAUAUAUAAUUAUUAACCAUUUUUCAACUUCUUAUAGAUCCUCUAAUGAUAACAUGUGAUAAAAUGCACCAUGGGAUUUAAUACACAUUUGAAAACUUGUCCUUAAACUUGUUACAUAACAUUUUUGUAUCAAUUUGUCUAUAAUAUGUAACUUUGGUAGACAAUCGGUAAAUAUUUUCAUGCAAAAACUGUACAAGAUUCUAUUUAUAUUGAAUCUUUAUUCUCUCUGUAACCGUAUAAUUUCCCUAAUUAUCCUGUGGUAGUCACAACUCUCAAGGAUGUGUGCCAACAUCUUAAACGCACAGACUCGCACUGAAACACACCCAUGUUCAUUUUUGUGUAUGUUAAGUAGACGCCAUUUGAAAAAUGCCGAUACGUAUUAUGUUGCGUUACGCAAUUCGCAAUACGUUACUUUAGUGGGCUUCCCCGUCAUAAUUUGUUUAUGUCAUCGUCGUUUAAAGCAUUUCUCUGUUUUUUAGGUCUGUACGUAUUUUGUUUAGUCGCUAAGUGAUAGACGAUACAAUAUAUGCAAGUUUAGGAUGAUACGAUCUACAAUACGAUAUAACGAUAACUGUAUACCUAUAUGAUAUAAUGAUAUAGUAUGGCCAGCCGCGAAAUAAUUAUUACGAAUUUAUGCGCAAAAACAAAAGCGAAAUAUAAGCAGCAAUCAAGUAUUGCUAAAACAUGA
Messenger RNA from Drosophila rhopaloa, 2638 nucleotides. Its product is annotated as putative mediator of RNA polymerase II transcription subunit 12. NCBI's taxonomy places the organism in Eukaryota, Metazoa, Arthropoda, Insecta, Diptera, Drosophilidae. The record is from RefSeq and is a predicted model, not a curated record.